CAGCGUAAACAUUUAUAAUCAGCAUUUUCAUAUUGGUAUUUUAGUUUGGCGCCACUAGCCGUUGCAUAGCUUUUUUUUCUUCUCUCAGGGCAUAAAAUCGUAGAGUGCGGGCUGCUGUGUGAUCUCGCGCGGUGUUACAAUAUUACAACGUCUUAUUGGCGAGAUAGUUUACAGAAAGAAGAAAAUGCCGUUGGAAAAUCUAGAAGAGGAAGGUCUCGAAAAGAACCCUAAUUUGGAGUUGGCACAAACAAAAUUUCUUUUGAGUUUACCAGAACACAAGAAUGAUGUUGCUCUUAAGACGAAACUAGUUGAUGCCAUCAAAGCCGAAAAUAUGGCACCAUUUUAUGAAGAAGUUUGUAGAGAUUUAAGUUGGCCAGUCGAUGAAGUAUUUUUAGCAACGAUGAAGACAAAAAAUGAAGAACAAUUACAAGAACUUGAUAGUACUAUCGAAGAUGCUGAAAAAAAUUUAGGCGAAAUGGAAGUUAGAGAAGCAAAUUUGAAAAAGUCUGAGCAUCUUUGUCGAAUAGGUGAUAAAGAAGGUGCAUUGGCUGCUUUCAAGAAAACAUAUGAUAAGACAGUAUCACUUGGUCAUAGACUGGACAUCGUUUUUCAUAAUAUUAGAAUUGGUCUUUUCUAUUUGGACCAUGAUCUUAUUACUAAAAAUAUUGAGAAAGCUGAAACAUUAAUAGAAGAAGGAGGGGAUUGGGAUAGGAGAAAUCGAUUAAAAGUAUAUCAAGGAACUUAUUGUAUAGCUGUUCGUGAUUUUAAAGAAGCUGCAAACUUUUUCCUUGAUACCAUCAGUACAUUUACAAGUUAUGAACUUAUGGAUUACAAUACUUUUGUUCGAUAUACCGUUUAUUUAAGUAUGAUUAGUUUACCUCGUAAUGAAUUACGUGAUAAAAUUAUCAAAGGUUCAGAAAUUUUAGAAACACUACACAGCAAUCCUGAUUGUAAAGAAUAUUUAUUUUCUUUAUAUAAUUGUCACUAUGCGGAUUUCUUUAAAAAUCUUGCACACGUUGAAGGUUUACUGCGCCGAGAUUUUCUUGUAUUUCCACAUUAUCGAUAUUAUGUUAGGGAAAUGCGUAUUCUAGCUUAUACUCAACUUCUUGAAUCAUAUAGGUCAUUGACUCUCCAAUAUAUGGCAGAAGCCUUUGGAGUCACAAUUGAAUAUAUCGAUCAGGAACUGUCACGUUUUAUUGCAGCAGGUCGUUUACAUUGUAAAGUUGACAGGGUAGGUGGAGUAGUGGAAACAAAUAGACCAGACAGUAAAAAUUGGCAGUAUCAGGCUAUGGUUAAGCAGGGUGAUUUACUGCUCAAUAGAGUGCAAAAAUUAUCACGUGUUAUCAAUAUUUAGAUGCAUGGAUCACUGAAAUUAAUUUGUCAUAUAUAUAUA
Messenger RNA from Ceratosolen solmsi marchali, 1393 nucleotides. RefSeq names its product regulatory particle non-ATPase 7 (gene Rpn7). The record is from RefSeq and is a predicted model, not a curated record. Gene Ontology annotation, cellular component: proteasome regulatory particle. The transcript has 5 exons. The coding region runs from base 185 to 1354 and encodes 389 amino acids. Gene Ontology annotation, biological process: proteasome-mediated ubiquitin-dependent protein catabolic process. Lineage: Eukaryota; Metazoa; Arthropoda; Insecta; Hymenoptera; Agaonidae.